CAGGACUCACCAGCACCACUACCCCCUGGCCCUUCAAGUCCUCCACCUCCUCCCCCCUCUCCUCCUCCUCCUCCUGCUUGUCCUGCCCGGCAGCAGCUGUGACAUGGAGGCCCAAGCAGAGUUGGAGAAGGAGCCAGAAUACUGGAAUGCCCAGGCCAGAGGAUCUCUGGAGGCUGCUCUCCGCCUGCAACCCCAAGCGCAUCGCGCCAAGAAUCUCAUCCUCUUCCUCGGAGAUGGUAUGGGUGUCUCCACCGUGUCUGCGGCACGCAUCCUGAGGGGUCAGAUGAAGGGGCGCUCGGGAGAGGAGACAGUGCUCGCCAUGGACAGCUUCCCCUACCUCGCCCUGUCCAAGACGUACAGUGUGGAUAGGCAAGUAGCCGACAGUGCAAGCACGGCCACUGCCUAUCACUGUGGUGUGAAGGCCAACGCCAAGACUGUGGGCCUAAAUGCCAAUGCGGUUGCCUACGACUGUAACACCACUUUUGGCAAUGAGGUCUACUCGGUUUUACACCGCGCUAAAGCACAAGGGAAGUCUGUGGGCAUUGUGACCACCACCCGUGUCCAACACGCCUCCCCUGCUGCCGCCUACGCACACUCUGUGAGCCGCAGCUGGUACAGCGACGCAGAUCUGCCCUCUAGUGCUCGCCAGCGGGGCUGCAUAGACAUUGCCACACAACUGGUCACCAACACGGACAUUGAUGUGAUUCUUGGUGGUGGUCGUAUGUACAUGUCUCCGAAAGGCACCCCAGACCCAGAAUACCCUACAUCAUCCUCACGGAAGGGCGAUCGCAAAGACAAGAAGAACCUCAUCAACAUAUGGCUAAAUGCCCGGAAGGGAAAGAAUGCUCAGUAUGUUUGGCACAAGGACCAGUUUGAUGCGGUGGAUGUGAAAACCACUGACUGCCUCAUGGGUCUCUUUGAGGCAAAGGAUAUGAGGUUUGAGGUGUUCCGCAAUCGAACACGAGACCCUUCCAUUGUGGAUAUGACAGAGAAGGCCAUCCAGAUCCUUAGCAAGAACCCCAAAGGCUUUUUCCUCUUCGUAGAAGGAGGGAGAAUUGAUCACGGACACCACGAUAGUGUGGCAAAAUUGGCUCUGACGGAGACAGUGAUGUUCGACAGAGCAGUGCACCGGGCAUCUCAGCUCACCAAGGAGUCUGAGACUCUUACUGUAGUUACCGCAGACCACUCCCACGUCUUCACCUUUGGAGGAAACACCCCUCGGGGCAACCCCAUUUUUGGUAUGCACUCUGCUCUUUUGGAAUGUGCUCCGAGGUCUUGCCCCAAAGAAGGCAGACGAUAGGCUGCCUUACACAAGUAUCCUCUAUGCAAAUGGACCAGGAUAUGUGCAUGUGAAUGGGACAAGAGGAAACGUCACAGCUGUGGACUACUUUGAUGAGGAGUACAUGCAACAGUCUGCUGUGCCACUGGAUGCAGAGACUCAUGGUGGGGAGGACGUCGCCAUAUAUGCCAAAGGUCCCAUGGCUCACCUUUUCCAUGGUGUUCAGGAACAGAACUACAUUGCCCAU
This is a messenger RNA of Sardina pilchardus (European sardine), 1526 nucleotides long. RefSeq names its product alkaline phosphatase, intestinal, tandem duplicate 1 (gene alpi.1). Bases 104 to 1300 code for a protein of 398 amino acids. Gene Ontology annotation, cellular component: plasma membrane. Gene Ontology annotation, molecular function: alkaline phosphatase activity. The record is from RefSeq and is a predicted model, not a curated record. Lineage: Eukaryota; Metazoa; Chordata; Actinopteri; Clupeiformes; Clupeidae. Gene Ontology annotation, biological process: dephosphorylation. The transcript has 11 exons.